Molecule: messenger RNA, 1767 nt
Organism: Mollisia scopiformis
Lineage: Eukaryota; Fungi; Ascomycota; Leotiomycetes; Helotiales; Mollisiaceae
Product: nucleoside transporter
Exons: 4
Coding region: 172-1767 (531 amino acids)
Biological process (GO): transmembrane transport
Cellular component (GO): fungal-type vacuole membrane; plasma membrane
Molecular function (GO): transmembrane transporter activity
Source: RefSeq, a predicted model, not a curated record
UGCCUGAUCAGAUACCGUACGCUCAGCCAUGCUAUCCCGUCAGAUGCUCCAGAAAAUGCCAUCGCACAAGAUGCUCAGAUUUAUAAGUAUAGAUCUACCCCAGAACCGUGAGCAUCAUCUCAUUACCAUAUAACUUCAUUUUCUGUCAGCUAUUGACACUUCUUUCAUCAAAUGGAAAGCAAUUCUACAAUCAUGACUAAAGGUCGAGUUGUUAUGACAAAGAUCAAAGCUGGACACCAAGAUGAAGAACAAAUAUCGGUUCAUGAAGGCGUGGUCGAUGGAGCUACUCGUGGUCGUGGCGAGUUGGAAGUCAUGGAAAUGCGUCAGCGAAUUUCAAUCCUGCGAAAACUUAACGCCGCAGAGGCAUGGCUAGACAAAGGGUUUGGCAUAGAGACAACAGGUGCGGAUCGCCUCCCCGAAGACCAACGUCAACCUCCAAGCAUAUUCAAUAUGAUUUUCCUCUGGUUCUCUAUGAACAUGACGCCUGGUCUCAUUACCAUGGGUCUUUUAGGUCCCAUCUUUGGGCUCUCUGUGAACGUUUCGAUCGUCAUCAGUGUCUUCGGUACGGCUAUAGGCGCCAUCAUACCUUCAUUCACGGCAACGUUGUGUGCUGCCACGGGCCUUCGUCAAAUCGCUGUGUCUCGAUAUGCUUUCGGGAUAUGGGGUGCAAAAUUUUGCGGCUUGCUCAAUAUUCUCAUCAACAUCGGCUUCGGCACAAUUGACUGUAUUGUCGCGGGUCAGCUUAUAAGCGCUGUGAGCGGAGGUAAAGUCACAAUCGCUGUGGGAAUCGUAAUUCUUUGCGUGGUAUCUUUUAUGAUUUCUCUUCUUGGUUUCCGCCUCAUCCACCGAUACGAACAAGUAGCCUGGAUUCUGAUACUGGUGCUCCUUUGCGUCGAGUUCGGCCAGUCGGCUAAAUACUUUUCUCCUACACCACAGCUAUCAAGCUCUUCGGGAAAAGCUAAGAUCGGCGCUGCACUGAACUACUUUGCCCUUGUUUUCGGUCAGGUAGCCGGCUGGUGUUCUUUAUCGGGUGAUUACUAUGUUCACUACCCUGCAGAUAUUAACAAGUGGCUGGUUUUCUGGUUGACUUGGGUCGGUUUGGUUAUUCCGACUGUGUUCGUUCUCAUCCUUGGUAACCAAUAUGGAGGAAUUAUACUUACCAACCCUACCCUGUCUACCAUUUAUGAUGAUGGAGGCAUAGGAGCAUUGAUCUUAGCAACCUUAUCGCCAUCUGGAUGGGGGAAAUUUGUCUGCGUUAUGUACGCAUUGUCGUUCGUGGCUGGUGUCACUGCCAUUUAUUACUCCUCGUCCUUAUCCAUUCAACUAUGGGCGAAGCAUUUUAUGGCCGUUCCACGUUUUGUCUGGAACACUGUUCUCGCUGCCAUUAGUUUGGCCCUCGCUUGGGGAGGAAGAGAACAUUUAUCCUCUGUUAUAGUCGAUUUUCUGUCUUUACUUGGCUACUGGACGAUUUGCUUCGGCACGAUUCUCGCGUUUGAAAAUUUUUGGUUCCGGCCUCGGAACGGUGGUUACGAUCUUGAAGGGUGGCAGGAUCAGGAUGGAAUGCCUCUGGGUAUUGCAGGCUGUUCGAGCUUGGCAGUGGGUUUGGGUGUAAGCUUCCUGGGUAUGGACCAGACUUGGUUCAUCGGACCGGCAGCGAGGGCGAUUGGACCAGAAGGCGGUGAUCUUGGAAAUUAUAUCACAUUGAUGGCUGUUGUCCUUACCUACCCGCCUCUCCGACUUCUUGAGAUCAAAUUCACUAAAAGAUAA